UUCUCCUGUGUAUGGAGAGAGAGAGAGAGAGUGAUUUUUUCUGGACCAGAAUUUUGUUUGUUUGGCUGGCUGGUUUUUUGUUUGUUUGUUUGUUUUAUCUAUGAGUGAAUUUGAGUAAAGUGAAUCCGAUCAACCAGAAAAAAAUAACGAUGAUGAUAACGACGAGUUAAUUUUUUUUUUUGUUAAUAACGUUUUUUUUAUUAAAAAUAAAUAUUAACACUUUCAAAAUUUCAUGCGCAAAUCGAAAACUCUACUUUUUUUCAUCACUUUUUUUUAAUGCGGAUGCCUGAAUUAUUGCUGUAAAUGUGACGCCUGAACUAACGGAAACGCCAAAACACUCCAACGUAUUACAUUAGUGUUAAUGAAUAUAAAAUAAAAUAAAACAAGCCAAACCAUGAAUACAAGUACAUUUGCAUUAUCAUCAUCGGCAUCACCACGUCGUUCAAUAUCAUCAUUAUAUCAUCGUAGUAUAUUUCAACAACAUCAACAACAAUUUUUACGACAAAAAUAUAGACAACAAAAAUCAUCAACCCCGACUAAUCCAAACCAAGAUGGUGAUCAAAAUAAGAUAAUGUCCACAACAGGAAAAGAUCAUCCGGAUGAAUCGUCGGCAUCCACAAAGAUUCGACGAUCAUCAUCAACAUAUUCGGCAUCAUCGGUUCAAAUUGGCCACCACCAUCAACAUCAACAGAUAAAUUUCAAAACAAAUCCAUUACAAUAUCUAUCAUAUCGUUUUAUCGAUCUGAUACAUAAAGCAUUUGAAAAAGAGGAAAAAGUUGAUGAACUUGAACAAAUGAUCAAUGAAAUAUGUGGCGGACAGGAAUUCAUUUAUCGUCGACAACAAGAAAUUGAUGUUCUGUGUAGGGAAACAUCAUUUUCACGGAAAGAAAUAAAAUUAUUAUAUUGGGGUUGGAAAUUAUCAUGUCCAGAAGGUAUUCUUAAUGAAUAUAUUUUUCGUGAUAUUUAUUCACAAUUUUUUCCACAAGCAGGCGAUGCAUCAAUCUAUGCACGUUAUGUUUAUCAGGCAAUGUUUGCCAAUGAAUUAGCCACAAAUGAACCGAUAACAUUUUUCGAAUAUGCAAAAGCAUUAUCCAAUCUUUGUCGUGGUACAUUAAUGGAUAAAAUUAAAUGGAUAUUUACUUUGUAUGAUAUUAAUCAUGAUGACCGUAUCACAUAUGAUGAAGUAUUCAAAAUAUCCGUUGCUAUUUAUGCAUUGCUUGGAUUUCAUGUAACACCAACACAUAAUUAUAAAACGUAUGAGGAACAUGCACGACGUGUUUUCGCAAAAUUGGAUGAAAAUUCUGUCGGUUAUGUUACGUUUGAUGAAUUUAAAGAUAUUUGUUUGAAGAAUGAAACUAUUUUAACAUCAAUGCAACAAUUGGAUACACAUUCGAUUUGAUCAACAUUC
Molecule: messenger RNA, 1408 nt
Organism: Dermatophagoides pteronyssinus (European house dust mite)
Lineage: Eukaryota; Metazoa; Arthropoda; Arachnida; Sarcoptiformes; Pyroglyphidae
Product: A-type potassium channel modulatory protein KCNIP1-like
Biological process (GO): regulation of potassium ion transmembrane transport
Cellular component (GO): voltage-gated potassium channel complex
Molecular function (GO): calcium ion binding; potassium channel regulator activity
Source: RefSeq, a predicted model, not a curated record